Molecule: messenger RNA, 784 nt
Organism: Mytilus trossulus (common blue mussel)
Lineage: Eukaryota; Metazoa; Mollusca; Bivalvia; Mytilida; Mytilidae
Product: P2X purinoceptor 7-like
Exons: 2
Coding region: 196-729 (177 amino acids)
Source: RefSeq, a predicted model, not a curated record
AAUUGUUAUAGAGGGGUUUUUAAUUUUUACAUAUUUGAAUUUCCCGCCUUCACUGGGGGCGGCCAUGACCGGUGAACAUCUGACGUCACAUAGUCGGUUUGUUUACAAGACAAAAACACAGGUGUAUUUAUGUAUUUAUGGAUAGAAAAUUAACGUGUUUCCGAUUUAUAUUUUUAAUUGUGAAGCGAUUGUGAAAUGGCAGAAGGCCGGGACAAUCUUGGAAUAAUUCCUUAUGAUUACGAACCGGAGUUUACGCAAGAAGAACUGCAAAAUAUAAGAGAGACAUCGCCGAUCACAAAUCUUGCAACUUUAGAAGAUUGGUGCAGUUGCAAUGCAUGUGAAGAAAUGCCUUCGCCGGAGGAAUGUAUUUGUUGUUGCUCCUCUGAAUAUGUGCAACCGAACAUUGAUGACUUGGAGUGCAUAACUGAACACCCUCAGUUUCAGCUGAUCGUCCUUAAUUCAGACGUUUUGACAGUGGCAUUUAUUCAGAUAUUUAUGUUUCAAGGAAAUGCAGGUCGUGUCCCGGAUAAUUUAACAAAUCAGCAGUCAAGGUUGACAGCCUACAGGCAGUUUGUAUAUUGGAUGCUGAGAAGAGAAAAACUUGGAAAAGGAAAGAGAGUUGUUAUCCCAUCGUGUGUGGUGAAAUGCAUUCGUGAAGCAUUUCCAGAGUCAAAUGGACAUUACACAGGUUUUAGAACAGUAUUUGACAAUAGUUCACAUUUGUUCUAAUAUAUAUAAUUAUGUUUAUUAUGUACAGUGCUACUGUAUUGAUUUUUUAAUUUCA